Molecule: messenger RNA, 12807 nt
Organism: Mercenaria mercenaria
Lineage: Eukaryota; Metazoa; Mollusca; Bivalvia; Venerida; Veneridae
Exons: 8
Coding region: 1742-3862 (706 amino acids)
Biological process (GO): signal transduction
Source: RefSeq, a predicted model, not a curated record
ACAAAUAGCAAGGAAAUUGGUGACAAAUAGUGUACUUAACACUGAACGUCACCCAAAUUCAUAUCCGCGCUUCUACCUGUGUUUUUAUCUUUGAAUUACGUGUAUGAUAAAAAGUUGAUAACAUUUGGUUAAAAUUGUUUGAUUUUUGGAUGUAAGGGUAUACAGUUGGAGAUUAAUUGGAGCACUUAAUUAUAAUUGACCGAAAAUAAACAUUGAAGUAAGUGUUCCAUUUGAAGUGAAUGAGAAAAGUGUAUUUAAUACUGGUAUAUAAGGAUAUGGUUUAAACGAAAGUUUUUAUCUAUGGAUUUUAAUACUGUUGUGUUUGGAAAUGGAUAAAGAAGUAGGAGAAAAAAAGAUUAGGAUUUAAGUGUCAACACGGCCUGAUAAAGUGUUUAAGUUGUAAAUGGAUUUAACAAUAAAAUGCUGAAUAAUUGUGUAAACUAAAAUUUCUUUUGUAACAUUUUCUUUCACAUUUUAGUGUUUUAGAAACACAAAAUGUCAUGGAUUGAAGUUUUUAAGCAGAGAAAUGCAUUGUAGCACCAUUGAAGAAUCUAGCUACACUUUAAUAAUAAUAGAGAGUAUUGCUUUGAAUUAAUGGAACCAAUACUUCACUUUUCUGUAAUUUUUAAAAGAAAUAUUGUAGAGGGAUACUGUUUGUUGUUUGUGUGUCAGUACCUGUGACUUUGUGCCCUGUAGGUAAAAUGUAUUGUAUCACAUGUAAUGAGGACAUUUUAGAUAUUUUAAAUGUUAAUUAUUAAACCGUACCCUGUCAUUUCAAGCAAUUAUGGUUGUCGAAAGUCUGAUAGAUGUUGGAUAAUGAUCAAAGAUGAUAAAAACUAUGGCCUUGUUUUUUCUCAAUAUUCCCAGCAAGAUAUCAUAUUAUUGUAUUAAACAAAUUUGAAAAAAAAAAUCAAUUGAUAUGUAAACAAAUGGCAAGUAUAUUUAGCUUGAUGUCAUUUGAUUUUGUUCAAACAAUUUUCUGACUCAUUAAUACUAAGAAAACAAGCCAGUUUUUACAUAUUCAUAAACAGUCAGUAUUAGAUGUUACAUGUGCCAUAAUCUUCUAAAUGCAUUAUAUAUCAACAUACUUUUAAAAAUUGUCACAUUGUAUAGCAAAUAUCUUUUUAUUUGAAAUGCAAACGUUUUGAUUAAUUUAACAUAAAAGGUUUUACUAAAUAUGUUUUGAAAAUGCAGUUACUUUUGUCCUGCAUAAAGCAUUACAGUAUUUACUAAUGCUCUUGAUAAUACAACGCAAAAACACAUAUCAUAAAAUAAAAAAUUAUUAAGAUAAGAAAAGGCUUGACCAUACCAGAUCCUAUGGUCAAUAUUUAUGACCACUUUACAGGUUGUUGACACUGUUCUAAAAUAAAUUUUAAAAAAACUCAACAUUUCUAUAUACAAGAUAAGUGUUUAACAGAAUGUGUUUAGUGUUAAUUUUCUCAAAGGUACCUUUAAUUUAAAUGAGCCGCUCCAUGAGAAAACCAACAUGCAACAGUGCAUUUGCGACCAACAUGGAUCCAGACCAGCCUGCGCAUUUGAAACUUUAAACAACUAAAAUAUAUUAGAAUAACUAAAUUACAAGCUUCUUGAUGAUGCAGACUGUUUGAUCAGUGUAGACUGUGUCUUAUCAUUAACAGCAGACUGAUUCUAUGAAUUUUUAGUUCUACCUGAGAAAUAGACAAGUGUAGUUUGAAAAAAGGAAAAUUUUAAAUGAUGCCGCAUCUAUGCAGAUAUUUUGGAAAUGGAACAAAGAUCUGUGGAAUUCAGAGACUAUAUCAGUGGAGAAAAAUCAGACAAUCAGAAAUUUGAUCUCGAUUCAAGAAAUUUAAAAUUCUUCAAGGAGGAUAUAUUUCAUGUUCCAUUUGACGAACUCUCGGAUUCAUCUAGCUACAAGCAUUUUAAACAUGUUUUUGUGGAUGAAGAUGAUUAUGAAGACUUUAAGCAAGAUUUGAUUAAUUUUCAUCAGUUACGCAGUCGGUGGAAAGACGACAGGAAAAAAGUUUCUAAAGAAAGACCUAAGUGGCAUUCUCUGCUGGAUAUACAUGGUACAGAAAAAUCUGGUGCUGAAGAAAAUAAAUGUAAAACAUUUUGUGUUGAACAGACUUUGGAAGAACAGGUUAUUUAUAAAAACAUUGAUUCUGACUCAGAUUCAGAGUCCGAGGUUGCUUUAAAAGGUCAUUCACGUUUUAAAGAAAUUGGUUCCAUUUUAGGGCUGGAAUUAGAUUCAGUUCCAAUGAUGGAGUUCUUUCAAAAUGAUGAGCACUUUCAGGAAUUUGACCGUGUAUUUGAAACGGUAAAAAAUAAAAGACGUUACGCAAGCAAUUCUAGUCUUGAUAAGUAUAAAUGGUCACCACAUCAGUCAGAUGAUAAUAAGUCUGAUUCAAGUGACAGCGAGACAGAAGUUUUUGAUGAAUUAAAAGUUGACGAUAUUUUUUCAGAUUUCUUUGAUAAUGAUGAUGACUUUAAAAUGUUUGAGGAAGAGUUUGAAAAGUUUCAGCACAAACGAAGGUCACGAACGUUAGAAAAGUGGCAUCGAAACUCAGUCUGUGAUUUAAUAGAAGAUUUAAAAGCCUUCUGUGAUAGUGAAGAUGCUAAAAGCUCAACAGAUAAAACAAAUCUACCUUGUGACAAUAAACUAAGUCUUCCUAAACUUUGGAAUCAAGGGGGCGAGUGGGAUUACAUAUUCAGUAAAAUACGAAAACGACCAGGUAUUGUGUCAUCUAUAAAUUCAGACACCGGAAAGUCAGAUUUGACUGUAACUUGUGAUAGUGAAAGUGGUAAUAAUUUAUUAGACGAUUUAAGUGACUCUUGCAACGGAGAUACAGGGUACUAUUCAGAACUGCAAUGUAAUAAGGGGAAUGACAAAUCUUGUACAUGCAACUGUGUAGCAGAAAACGAUUGCCAAUACACAUGUCAUCACAAAUGUUUGCCACUGAUCCAGUUAGAGUGCAAGAACGUGUCACAGGACCAGGAUGACGAGGGCGCAGUCCUUCUUGGCAACACAACAUUAUCAGAUCUCAGUAAUACAAAUAUUUCCUCACAAUCAACAGAACUCUCAUCAGAACCCGCUUCAGAAAAAGAUGAGACAGAUUCAGGAUAUCGGUCCGGUACAAUACCGGACGAGAAGUUACCUCCCAAACCUAGCGAUGCCACGCUGAAUCGGGAGGAACUCAAAAAGAAAAUUGCAGAAUUCAACAAAUGUGUCCCCGGCGCAAAUUUCGCUUUGCGAGAAGAGGAGGACCCCGAAAAUAAAGACACGCAAUCAUUCCAGGGUUUUAUCAAGGUGACGUUGAAUUUGGUUCGACCAAUCAGUAUGUCUCUAGGUGCUCGACCGCCGUCAAUAUACGAGGUGCUUACACAGGAACAUAUCGUGGAGCAAAACACACAAAAUAUCUCAUUUUACAUGCCACGUGAUACGAUACGAUCAAUACAUGCUCACAGUUCACAGACAACAAAAGAAGUGGUGACCCUGUUACUCAAGAAGUUUCAUAUAUUGGACCAUCCAAGAAAGUUUGCCUUGUACGAGCAGGAACUCAAAAAUAAUAAAAUAGCACGAUUACGAAGGGUUAAAGACGGAGAAUACCCGCUGGCAAUAUGUCUGAGCUGGGAUCUAGACAAUGCUCACAACCACCGGCUGGUUCUGCAGGAAAAUGAAACGGGAGAAAUCGAUUGGGAAGCAUUCUGCACGCCGGAGUUGAACAAUUUUCUCCGUGUUCUGGACCGCGAGGAGGAGGAGUAUAUGGCUCAGCUCAAAUAUAAGUACAAGGUCAUGAAGAGACUCAUACUUACACGUAUGAAAGAACUUAGGCAGGAGACUGAAAAACAAAAGCGCCGUUCCAUGGUGAACGAGCCGACAUCUUGAUAUUGAGGAGAAAUGGGAGAUGUUAUACAUAAUUGUGAUAAAACAAGCAUCUAGCCGCAGAUUGGAUUUUACACUCUGUAGUUUUUGCAAGCCAUACUUCUCAAUAAAUGAUAUAUUUCAAGGCAGUUUGAAAUAAUUGUUUCUGAUUUUAAGAAAAUAGUUUUCAGUAAAAUUAGAAAAAAUAGUGCAUAUAGUAAAAGAGGGACUAUUUCACCAUAGUGCUAAGUACACUCGAAACCCGUUAUAACGCUACUCGAUAUACCGCGGUCCUCGGUAUAACGCUGUAUGGCCCUGGCGCCCAAAUUUUACAGGGUAAAAAAAAUCAAAAAAAAAAAAAAAAACAAAUCCGCGGAUGUUACUUAAUUUGAUCUUAACUAGCGUUAAAACUACAAGUACCUGGGUACUUUAACAUCUUCCCAUGACAACUGUCACAAAAAUCAAUAAUCGUCUGCUAGCUACUUGUUUGCGUAUCGCCUUUGUUAAAGUUUCAAUACAUGUAGACAUGUGACAAUUAGGCAAUCAGUACCGUGUCAAAAUUAGAUUGUUUGCAUAACAAGCGUGAAACAUUGGUCAGUCAACUAUCAAACCGUUUAAGUUUGCACCAAUUAAGCAGAUGACAUGAUCACUUGAGUGAAUAAAAAAUCUAAUUUUGUAAUAAACUGCAGCCGUUUUUCGUAAUCAUCACACUCAAUUUCAUCGGAAAUAACGAAGAUUCGACGCACUGAAAGCCUUACUGAGAAUGUGCUCACUUUUUAAUAUCGUAUAUCAACGACGGUGAUUUAAAAAUUUUCUAUCUUAUUUAUCGAUUUCCUUCGAAAUUAAUUUUUUUAAGACUGUCAGCAUUUUUUCUCUUUUAGUUACAUAAACCCCAGUGCAAUUGCAUUGCAUAUUGUAAUUCUCACGACCGCACACUCCUCACACAGCGUUAUAUAUGUUUACUUCCGGGAUACACAAAUCCAAUUUUCUUUUAUAAUCACGACAAAAUGAGAAGAUUACACAGCGUUAUAAUUCUUUUAAUGUAUUUUUCAGUAGCAUUUAAGGUAAAUAAAUGUCCCAUUUAUACGAUUCUUAUUUCUUAUUAACAUAAAACAGCGUCAAAAAUACGUUACCGGUGGGUGGGGUAUUGCGUAUACCGCUGAUACGAUCAACCCGCGUUAUAAAUUUAACCCCGCUAGAUCCGCGGGUCUCGAACCUUGGACCCCGACGACAGCGUUAUAACGGGGUCCCAGUGUAGUAAUAAUAGGUUACAGCUGUGCAUAUUUGCUGUUGCCAGAUAUUUGCACAAACACAUUUGCUAAUGUUGCAUAAUUUUUAAGUUGUUGCCCAGCUAAUAUUUUUUUGUCCAUAGAGCUGUCAUUUUUCAUUUUGACAGAUGACAGACAAAGUAGAUGCAGUUUUAAAUCCCUGCACUAUUUUGGAUAACCUCUGUCUACAUCAUGCUGAUACACAGUGCAAAGACUUGCUGCAUUGUAAAAUUGCAGAGUGUAAGCUCUGAUCUGUUGAGAUGUGGAGCCUAUAGAUGCUAUAUAGCUUUUUUUUAUCCAUUGUUGUAAAUGGUAAAUAGAAAAUCUCGGGACACGAUUGUCUUAAAAUAUUUUUAUCUGUGUUAUUUAUAGCAGCAAGAAGUAAUAUUUUUAACAUGUUUUAUAUGAUAAAAGAUAAUGAAUACUUGGCAGGAAGAAUUUAUUUCUAUAUCAGAAAGUAAAAUUAUCCCAAGAGGUCGUAUCCUGGUAAAUCCUAGCUGUAGUUCAUGAUUCCAGUCAUCAUUUUAUCAAAGAAACUUAUAAAUCUGAAAAAUUGUUCAGAUUUUUGGAUAAUAAAAUUUUAAGUGCUCCAACACUCCAUGUUAACAAAUUUUAUAUAUGAUAGGUGUUGUUUUUGUGCAAAGUAAGUAACAUUUACUGAAAAAAAAAAAAAUCGACAAUUUAUCAUUUUCAUGAACAGCAUGAAGGGUCAUAAAUAAUAAAAAAAACUUGAAAGUUAAAAAAAGAAAGAGUGUUUGACUCUUUAACAAUUUGAUGUGUAAUUCAUGUAAGAACAUUUUACAAAUAAUACUUCUUCCUCAAUUCAAUCAAGUGCCACCAAAGAUUGUUCAGAAAGUCCAACAAGAUGUGAUUGUCAGUGUUUCAGAAAUUGUCAAAAUUUGAAGAACUCUGUUAUGAAAAUGUGCUGUGCACAAACCAUGUACAAGCGCUGCUUGGAAUAGCUUGUAUUUAUAGGUAAAAAGUAUUGCAGUGGUAAAUAAUACAUCAAUGAUUAAGCCUGUUCAGAACAAUCCUGUUUGUAGAGGUCAAGAUUGGACGAAAUCAGUUAUGUUGUUUCAUAACAAUUGUGAAUUUUAUUACAAAAAGUUUUCAUCUUGCCAAAAAUGUCCAACAUGUGGGGCAGUUGUCAUUGCUUAAGUUCAAUGUCAAAGAUACAUUAAUUAUUAUAUUCCUAAGAUUUUAAAUAGUUUGGGAAUUUUUGCACAAAGUUUAUUGUAAGAUACUUGUCUACUUCAGCAAUGCUUACACUGUAAGAUUACAUCAGUAUGUAAUUAACUAAUUAACUGUCAAUUACAGCAAAUAAGUUGGCUUUAUUAUAUGUUUAGUUGACAUUCUAUUGUAUUAAGGUGGUACAGAUAACAUUGUAUAGUCAGAAAGCAGGUGACUGUCUGGAAGAUAGGUUCUUAAAAUGCAUUUAUGUACAUAUUGAUUAUAUUUAUAAUAAAAAUAUGAGAAAAAUGUCUCAUACAAAAAAAUAAGCCUUUAUAAAACAACAUUGUCUUACAGAGAAAAUAUUACAAUACUUAUAUUGUGGGGUUGCAAAAACAUUGCAAGAGAAAGUAUUUUAAAGAAAAUUUUAAUGUUCAUUUGAUUAAAAAAUGAUGCUAAAACUGUCACUUUUGACUCUAACUGUAAGAAUUGGUCAGUCAAAAAAUGACAAAAUUAUAUAUGAGAUUUGUUGCUUUAUGAAGGCAUUUUGUUAAGUUUUGUAAAGGUGGUGCAUUACGUGGUAGGUAGAUAAUCGUGGUAGGGAGAUAAUGUGUAAGGGGAAGCAAUUCAAGUUAUAGGAAAAGUGGACACAGUGACAGUAUAGAAAUAGUUCUCUCCCUUUGAAUAAGAAAUAUAUCUUGCAACUACCACAUAAUAUAGCAAUUUUGUUUAAUUAACAGAUAAUAUGCUAUUUGUUUCAUUUGAAACUGUUGGCUAUCUACUGUUAGAAAAAUGUGCUGUUUUUUUAAAAAUGCCAUGUUUUAUGGGGGUAAAUUUUUAGUGUUCACUGGGGAAAACAUGUUCAGUUAAGUUCAGUAAAUCCAUUUUCGAUCCUCCAAGGUUUGUGUAUCAUGCAACAGAUCUUGGAAUGUUAUAGUAUUCUUUUGACUGUUCAUGAAAGCAACGUAAAAGCAUUGCUUAAAAUUGCUGAAAGAAAAUAAAAGGUAUUUGUUUUCUUCUUUGACAAAUUUAAGUUGGUUGCUUAGUUUCAGUGCUUACAUAUAUAUGUGUGUAAUAUCCAACAUAGUUAAACACUGAACAGUUUUCCUCCUAUAGUGUCUACUUUCAGAGUAGGCCUUACAUAAUGAACACACUUUAAUAAAAAUUUUGCUGCAUAAUGUGGUGGUGGUAAUCGGGUAGUUAACAAGGGAUUGUUUUAGGUAAGUUACAAUCUAGUAAAGGUUUGCUUGCAUUUUCUAUCCUCUAUUACUUCAAGUGCAAGAGAAAACAUGAUGGCUUUACAGAGCUAACUGUUUGAAUUCUCUAGUUUAUUUCAUCCUUUGGGGUUAAAUGCCUAAAAUUUCUUGAUGAAAUCUUUUAAGAAAAAAUAAGUGGUUAUUUUCCAUGGUUAAUAUGAAGUCAAAUAUGGAAUAAAAACAAAAAUAGAGUGAAAAGAAAAUGCAAGUCUUCAAUGAAGUAACAGUGUGAAUGUACUAUAAAAAGUUCUUAUAUUUUUCACAAAAUGCAUUUAAUUAUGAAAUAAUUUUCUGAGCAUAAUAUGUUAAAUGUGCACAAAAUCUCAUCUGAUUUCAGUAUUAUAUAUAGAUCUUUGAUAUGUAUUCAAGUAACAUUUAUUCAUCCACAAUGUCACACCAUAAGUAUACUACUAUAUUUAACAUACAAUCUGAAUUGUAAUUUAACAUUUUAAGGAAAUGUAUAAGAAGUGAAUUACCGGCUGUAGCAACAAGCAUUAUGUAAAAAGCUGAUUGAGAUUAUUUGGAUAUAAAGUUCAUUACAGUAGAAUGUUAAAUGACUGAAAAAUAAGGUGAUUCCUUUAUCAGAUUUUUUUUUUGCAUUCUUGUUUGAAUAAUGUACUGUAAAAAGAGUUCUAAUUUUAUGGACCUGAAACUACAUGGUUUUUAUCAAGACUUCUGUUUCAUUGGGGAUAUGGCUUCUACUUUUGAAUGUAAAGCGAAUGGUGGGAAUUUUACAUUUUUAUACGCCCGUUUGAAAAACGGGACGUAUUAUGGGAACGCCCCUGGCGGGCGGGCGGGCGGGCGGCGUCCACAGACCUUGUCCGGAGCAUAUCUUCUACAUGCAUGAAGGGAUUUUGAUGAAACUUGGCACAGUUGUUCACCAUCAUGAGACGGAGUGUCAUGCGCAAGAACCAGGUCCCUAGGUCUAAGGUCAAGGUCACACUUAGAGGUCAAAGGUCAAAUUCAAGAAUGACUUUGUCCGGACCAUAUCUUCUUCAUGCAUAGAGGGAUUUUGAUGAAAGUUGGCACAAUUGUUCAUCAUCAUGAGACGGAGUGUCAUGCGCAAGAACCAGGUCCCUAGGUCUAAGGUCAAGGUCACACUUAGAGGUCAAAGGAUACAAAAUGAAAACUUUGUCCGGAGCAUUUCUUCUUCAUGCAUAGAGGGAUUUUGAUAUAACUUGGCACAAAUGUUCACCACCAUGAGGCGGAGUGUCAUGCGCAAGAACCAGGUCUCUAGGUCUAAGGUCAAGGUCACACUUAGAGGUCAAAGGAUACAAGAAUGAAAACCUUGUCCGGAGCAUUUCUUCUUCAUGCAUAGAGGGAUUUUGAUAUAACUUGGCACAAAUGUUCACCACCACGAGACGUAGUGUCAUGCGCAAGAACCAGGUCCCUAGGUCUAAGGUCAAGGUCACACUUAGAGGCCAAAGGUCAGAUACAAGAAUGACUUUGUCCGAAGCAUUUCUUCUUCAUGCAUGGAGGGAUUUUGAUGUAACUUGACACAAUUAUACACCAUCAUGAGACGAAGUGUCAUGCGCAGUUCCCUUCUUUCGAAUUACUUCCCUUUGUUGUUACUAUAAAUAGCUUAUAUUGUAACUUUUUCAUUACUAGUCGUAGGGAAAAAUCGAGACCACUUUUCUGUAGUACAACAUGCAUGCUACAUCCAAUUUUGAGGUGUAUUUUGACCAGUCUCUACCUGGUAAAGAUUUUUGUGAGGACUUACAAUUUUUUUUUUUUUUUUUUUUUUUUUUUUUUUUUUUUUUUUUUUAAGAUUAACUUCCCUUAGUUGUUACUAUAAAUAACUUAUAUUGUAACUUUUUUAUAAUUGACCGUAGGGAAAAACCAAGACCACCUGGUAAGGAGUUUUUUUGUGGACUUAGAAAAACAAAACACUUAGUUAUUACUAAACAACCACAAAAUUAAAAUUCCAUUUGCAAAUACAGGUGCUAGAGUAAAGAAAUUUGCUGUGACGGGCGUAUAUUGUGACAUUCUUGCACUCUUGUUUGUCUCAUAGAUUCAUUCAACUUUGAAAUAAAUGAAAACUAAGCCCACUCAUGUAAGUUUUAAUGAACUGAAAAUACUGUUUAUAUAGAUAAAAUGGGUAAUAAAUAGGGUCCAAAAUCAAGCUUCCUUUGCUAUAUAUAUAUAAUUAAAGUAUUUAUUGAUAUGCUUUUACUAUACAUGUAAGAUUUAGUAAAAUUGUUUUUAUUCUUUUCCUUCAAGACAAAACUCUUGCCAUUUUGAUUCCUUAAGUUCUGUUGGAGUGAAGGAAUUUGCAAGAGCGACUAUAAAUUCAAUGUUCUAAAAUGACAUUAAAAAUACAUGUAUAUAUGUGAUAUUAUAUGUGCCUUUAAGAUACUCUAUAUUCAGGUUUGUUUCUCUUUGUACAGUUUCUGGCUAUAUUUCGUGUACAGAAAAAAAAAAAGAGAAAAAAAAAUUAAACUGAAAAAUUGUAAAUAUACAAAAUGCAAUGUAUACAUGUAUUGUAGAAGAAAUUCUAUGAGAAUAAAAAACAACAUGGAAAAUAAAUGCCAUUGUAAUUAUGUGGAGGUAGUUUAUGAAACACAUUAUGUACCCUUAUAUUAGAGAUUAUGUGCAUACAUGUAUUAUAUCUAGCAUCUCAAAACAAUGUUCUUUUACUGUUGUAGAAGACUUAGUGCUCUUAUACAAAACAUUAAGGUAUUUGGUUUAUAUACAGGUUUUGAAAAUAGGUACAAAUUGUAAGUGUUAAAAAUAUCUUACAAAAUAAAAUUAAUUGGAGUUGGCAAAACCGUUUUAUGUAAAAAAAACCAUUGUUUAUAUCUAGCAUUGGGAUUGAUAAACCGAUAUAGAUUGGGGUUUUCAAAAAGAUUAAGAAGAGUUAACAUUCCAAGACAUCAGCUGCAAAGUUCGAUACUCUAGUAGUUUUCUUUUAAAAUACUGUUCUGAAUUUAAGUUCUUUUUUUAAGGUCAAAAGUUGUAAUGAAUUGUAUUUAAAUGUAAAUUAUUUUUGUGUUUUCAUUUUUUUAUGUCUUUUUAUAUUCUGAAUAUUUAGUUUGCAAGUUUUUUUUUCCUGCAAUGAUCUGCUACUAGUCAUAAUUUAUUUCAGUUAGUCUGCUGUCACAAGCUUUUUGUUUAGAUCUAUAUAGGUACAUUAGAUUCUCAUCUUUUAAAAUGAUAUAAGGUUAAUUUGAUGGAAUAGCACUGGGAUUUUUCAGAUGGAAAAGUAGGGUGUUUUUUUCCCCAGCAGAUUGAAAUUUCACCUGAUGAGAUUUCAUUGCAGUUUCUUAUGAUAAAAUCAUUUUCUAAUUUAUAAGGACCUUAGCAACUUUGCACAAUAAUAUUUUAUAGAAGUAAUAUUUUUGUCUCUGUUAUUUGAGAUGAUUUGAUGUUACUAGGUCAAAGAGAGGCAGUACAAACAUAGAAAAAACACAUAGGGGAUUUACAUUUAUUGCAGUCAAACUGUAGUUUGUAGAAUAAGUAAAAUUUAAAUAAGUUGUAAAGUCUGUACACUUCAGACAUGCACAUUCUUUCUCUUUAUUUUAUGAAAAUUCUUACAGGCAGUGGAAAAAAAUUAUUUAAAUUUACAUUAACUUGACUAUUCAUUUUAACACAACAUUUAAGCACAAUAUAAAUUUUACUAGAAGCAAUGUAAAUAAUGUUCACUACACUUAUUUCAGUAUUUCUACAAUUAUACAUUUAUCUCUACACUUUUCUUCCAUCUUUUCUCUCUUUUUAGCUCAUCUGAUUUUUUGAAAAAAAAUGAUGAGUUAUUGUCAUCACUUGAGCGGUUGUCGGCGUCGGCGUCGGCGUUGCCUGGUAAAGUUUUAUGUUUAGGUCAGCUUUUCUCCUAAACUAUCAAAGCUAUUGCUUUGAAACUUGGAAGACUUGUUCACCAUCAUAAGCUGACCCUGUAUAGCAAGAAACAUAACUCCAUCUUGCUUUUUGCAAGAUUUAUGGCCCCUUUUGUACUUAGAAAUAUCAGAUUUCUUGGUUAAGUUUUAUGUUUAGGUCAACUUUUCUCCUAAACUAUCAAAGCUAUUGCUUUGAAACUUGGAAUACUUGUUCACCAUCAUAAGCAGACCCUGUACAUCAAGAAACAUAACUCCAUCUUGCUUUUUGCAAGAAUUAUUGCCCUUUUUGGACUUAGAAAAUCAGUUUUCUUGGUUAAGUUUUAUGUUUAGGUCAGCUUUUAUCCUAAACUAUCAAAGCUAUUGCUUUAAAACUUGCAACACUUGUUCACCAUCAUAAGCUGACCCUGUACAGCAAGAAACAUAACUCCAUCCUGCUUUUUGCAAGAUUUAUGGCCCCUUUUGGACUUAGAAAAUAUUAGAUUUCUUGGUUAAGUUUUAUGUUUAGGUCAACUUUUUCUCUUAAACUAUCAAAGCUAUUGCUUUGAAACUUGCAACACUUGUUCACCAUCAUAAGCUGACCCUGUACAGCAAGCAACAUAACUCCAUCCUGCUUUUUGCAAUAAUUAUUGCCCCUUUUGGACUUAGAAAAUCAUUUUCUUGGUUGAGUAUUAUGUUUAAGGCAACUUUUCUCAUAAACUAUCGAAGCUAUUGCUUUAAAACUUGCAACAGUUUUUCACAAUCAUAAGUGGACACUGUACAUCAAGAAACAUAACUCUAUCCUGCUUUUUGCAAGAAUGAUGGCCCUUUUUAGACUUAGAAAAUCAUGGGUAGGACAAUAUUUCUAUUAUACAAAAAAAAUCAGAUGAGCGUCAGCACCCGCAAGGCGGUGCUCUUGUUUAAUAUAAUCUUCAUUACAAUGAGGUCCAUGUACACAAGGCAUUUAUUGUGUCAAGCGAACAGAUAUCCAAUUUUUUGGGGGUUUUUUUUGCAACUGAAAAAAGCUGUACUAGUAUCUGGAUAUAAAAAGAAUUCAAAAUACUUGAAUUUCAACAUAUUGUAUCUGUAUAUAUCAGAAAGUGAAAAUAUUUCUGCAAUGUCAUCUUUUUUCUGUAUAAUAUACAAGCCAGCAUAUGUUGCUUGGGACUGUGCAGUAACAUGUAACAGUUUGUUGAAGCACGUUUAAAAUAUUACAGUUACCAGACAUGUAAAUUUGCUGAAUGGCUAACUUGUAAUGCAUAUAAACUUUUUCUUGUCUUGUAUAAAGAUGAACUUUUUCAUGUACGUCUCAUAAUUAAGUAAGUUUCAUUGUACAUGUCAUAAAGUUGAGGCUUAUUAUUUAAGAAAAAUUGUAAGAUAAUGAAUAAUUAAGUCUUGAUUUGUUAGCUGUUAAUGAUUCGAAGUCUUAAAGUAUGAAAAAAUAAAAUAAAAAUAUAUAUAUCUUGUAA